UUUUCACUAAACAAACUAACACAACAAUAAGAAUACUUACAUCUUUUUUUGUUGCUAAACCCAAUAAGCUAACUAAUUAAGUAAUUAACCAUGGUACUUAUUGAAGCAGUCUCUAGUACCGAUGCUUAUAUUCAGUCCAACUUCGCUUCACGCCAUCUCCAAACUCCACUACCAAAGUUCAAGAUAUCGGAAAAUUCGAUACCUAAGGAGGCGGCAUACCAAAUAAUAAACGAUGAACUUAUGUUAGAUGGGAAUCCACGGCUGAAUUUAGCAUCAUUUGUGACAACAUGGAUGGAGCCAGAGUGUGAUAAACUAAUGAUGGCUGCCAUCAACAAGAACUAUGUUGACAUGGAUGAGUAUCCUGUCACCACCGAGCUUCAGAAUAGGUGUGUGAACAUGAUAGCAAGGCUAUUCAACGCUCCACUUGAGGACUCGGAGGCGGCUGUCGGGGUAGGAACUGUAGGCUCAUCGGAGGCCAUAAUGCUAGCCGGGCUCGCCUUCAAGAGGAGGUGGCAGAACAAGCGCAAGGCUCAAGGCUUACCCUAUGACAAGCCCAACAUUGUCACCGGCGCUAAUGUUCAGGUGUGUUGGGAAAAAUUUGCAAGGUACUUCGAAGUGGAAUUGAAGGAAGUAAAGCUAAGGGAAGGAUAUUAUGUGAUGGACCCUGUUAAGGCUGCUGAAAUGGUCGAUGAGAACACAAUAUGUGUAGCCGCCAUUCUUGGUUCCACCCUCAAUGGAGAGUUUGAAGAUGUCAAGCUUUUGAAUGAUCUUUUGCUUGAAAAGAGCAAGAAAACUGGGUGGGAUACUCCUAUACAUGUGGAUGCAGCAAGUGGAGGAUUUAUUGCACCCUUCCUUUAUCCAGAGCUAGAAUGGGACUUCAGGCUUCCCCUGGUGAAGAGCAUAAAUGUCAGUGGCCAUAAAUAUGGCCUUGUUUAUGCUGGCAUUGGAUGGGUCAUUUGGAGGAACAAGGAAGACUUGCCUGAAGAGCUCAUUUUCCAUAUCAAUUACCUAGGAACUGACCAACCUACCUUCACUCUCAACUUUUCCAAAGGAUCUAGUCAAGUCAUAGCUCAAUAUUAUCAGCUAAUCCGCCUUGGCUUUGAGGGAUAUCGAAGUGUGAUGGAGAACUGCCAAGAAAAUGCUAUGGUGUUAAAAACUGGCCUAGAAAAGACAGGCAGAUUCACAAUAGUCUCUAAAGAUUUUGGUGUUCCUCUAGUAGCCUUUUCUCUUAAAGACAAUACCCUCCAUAACGAAUUCGAGGUUUCGGAGUUACUAAGAAGAUUUGGGUGGAUUGUUCCAGCCUACACCAUGCCAGCUGAUGCACAGCAUGUGACAGUGCUUCGUGUUGUAGUCCGGGAAGACUUUUCCCGGACUCUUGCUGAGCGCCUCGUAUUCGACAUCACCAAGGUGCUCAAUGAGCUUGAUUUCCUUCCAUCCAAGAAUAGUAAAAGUCUAGGACAUCAUGGCAUAGGGAAGAAUGGAGUUGUGUGUGUGCCUAAGAAAAGUGCACUUGAGACACAAAGGGAGAUUACUGAUGUUUGGAAGAAGUUUGUCAUGGCAAGGAAGCCUAGCAAAGUCUGCUAGCUAUUUUCUGUUUUCAGGGAAUACUAUUACUGUGAUUUCUUGAAAUAUCACUGAUAGAAGUCAAAUUUAUGAGUUUCAAAAAAAAUUAGAAGUUUUGCCUACACUUACAAUAGUAUUUGACAGGCACAAUGUACCUGAUUACAGGAGAAAUAAAAUUGUGUGCUUAAUUCUGUAAUUUUCUCUGUAGGAUACGGUGAGUUGUACUCCAGAUGACCCAAUGAUCUGAUACAAGUAUAAUACUCCUUUUGUCUCGUAA
Molecule: messenger RNA, 1840 nt
Organism: Beta vulgaris subsp. vulgaris (sugar beet)
Lineage: Eukaryota; Viridiplantae; Streptophyta; Magnoliopsida; Caryophyllales; Amaranthaceae
Product: glutamate decarboxylase 4
Exons: 6
Coding region: 91-1584 (497 amino acids)
Biological process (GO): L-glutamate catabolic process
Cellular component (GO): cytosol
Molecular function (GO): glutamate decarboxylase activity; pyridoxal phosphate binding
Source: RefSeq, a predicted model, not a curated record